AUGAGCAUACAAUUGUUGCAACCUGCCAAUUCUCUCAGUAAAAAGGGAAAUGAGACCGACAGACUUGCACUUCUGCAGUUCAAAGCCAAGAUUGGCAAUGAUCCAUAUGGAAUCUUGAACUCCUGGAAAGACUCUGUCAACUUCUGCUCAUGGCGAGGGGUUGCUUGUGGUCACAAACAUCAGAGAGUUGUGUCACUAAAUAUGCAGGGGCUUAAUUUGUCUGGGACCAUAUCUCCAUAUAUAGGAAAUUUCACUUUCUUAAGGUUCCUCAACCUCGUUGACAAUAAGUUCUAUGGUGAAAUUCCCCCAGAAGUUGGUCGCCUAUUCAGAUUGAGAAUUCUUGACCUGUCAAAUAACACACUAGGUGGAGAAAUUUCACUCAAAAUCACCUACUCCUCAGAGCUCAAGGUUUUGAAUUUAACAAGAAACAGGCUGGAGGGAAAAAUUUCUGCUGAGCUGGGCUCUUUAAAGAAGCUUGUAACACUUAGGCUUGGAACAAAUAAUCUCACAGGAGAGAUCCCACAAUCCCUUGGAAACCUUUCCUCUCUCAAGGUCUUUUCUGGAGGCUUUAAUAAUCUGCACGGAAAUAUUCCAAGCGAAUUGGGGCAAUUAACAAGUUCAACCAUCUUUGUGAUCAACUUCAACAAUCUAAGUGGUACAAUCCCUCCCAGCCUUUAUAAUAUCUCAUCUAUCAGUCUCUUUUAUACUUCAUCAAACCCAGUGGUAGUCUCUAUUGAGAGCAGUUCAAAUCUACUCCUUAAAUUGGAGAAUGUAACCAUGCUUCACCAUGUUUUUGUUACUUUAGUAGUUGGAGCAGCAAUUUUCAGUUCAGAAAUUGCAACAAAUGGUAUCAGAGCUCCUUAUGAUCUUUAA
Molecule: messenger RNA, 873 nt
Organism: Hevea brasiliensis (rubber tree)
Lineage: Eukaryota; Viridiplantae; Streptophyta; Magnoliopsida; Malpighiales; Euphorbiaceae
Product: putative receptor-like protein kinase At3g47110
Exons: 3
Coding region: 1-873 (290 amino acids)
Molecular function (GO): protein binding
Source: RefSeq, a predicted model, not a curated record